Messenger RNA from Amoebophrya sp. A120, 1695 nucleotides. Lineage: Eukaryota; Dinophyceae; Syndiniales; Amoebophryaceae. The record is from the annotation of a GenBank genome assembly.
AAUUCCUCGGCUUCACCUCGUUCAACGAGUUCUACUUCACGAACGACGACCGGGUGCGGAAGGGGGAGUCGUGGCAGUUUGCCGUGUUUCCGGAAAACGCGAGGGUCCGGACUGGGCAGGAACAGAUUCUCCCCAAGUUGAAGAUCUACCACCACUAUCCGAACGCCCUCAAGUUCGACUGGGCGUAUUUGGACGACAAAACUUACUACGCCUUCGGCAACAGCUAUGUAAAGACGAGUAAGAAGCCCGCGCCGCGAAAGGGCGUGGCCGGGUCGAACGCGAACUACUAUGACACGCGGCUGAAAUUCGGCGAAAACAUCCUGAACGAGCAGCCGGAGGGAAUUCCCGCGAACCUCGGCGCGCAGCCGUUGUCGGACCCGGUUUAUGCCCAAGUUUCCACGGUGCAGGCGCUCAACACCGGACUGGCAGAAACCGGCUACGUGCACCCGGGCUUCAACCAACAGACGUUCGAGCGUCAGUGCAUCGCGAUUCCGGAGAAGAAGAGCUGCGGCACCAAUAUCGAGUCGAAAUACUCGGAGAAGAUUGUGUUGGAUCGCAACCCGGACGGGACGCCGUUGCGGGUCCGAGAGAUUCUCACCAACGGCAUUCCCAACCACGAGUACGACAAUGCCGUCGAGGAGACGAAUCCGACGCUGGCCUGCGAGCAGCCGACAAAGUUCCGGCUGCCUCUCUACCCGAAGGUCGAGUACCACGGCAUUCACACGAAGGUGGGCGAGAUCACGGGGAUUCUGCGAACGGGAGGCUUUGUUCUGAACCACCGGCAGCAGCACAACCCGACCUCGACGUUGGAGAAGACAACGAAGGGCGUCGCGAUGCACAUCUCGGUCGAGGGCAAGCUCCUCGACACCUGCAACGCGCACAGCAACUACUACUGCCACUACGGCUACCACUCGUUCGUGAAGCGCGACGAGUGCGCGCCGGACUGCCAGUGGCGGCCGUGCAAGUUGAUCGGGUUCAUGCUGGACGGGUUCCCCAUCUAUUCGCAGUGCCAAAAUCUGAAGUCCUGCUACCACCUGAAACUGGUGCAGGAAGACGGGGUGUACGGCGACUCGAUCUCCGACUUCGUCUACGACCCGGUCGGCGAGAGGUACGGGAAGCCGUGCGACCUGGACGACGCGAACGGCAUGGACUUCACGGGCAAGGGCAUUCUCGACAAUUUCGGGGUCGAAAUCGCGGGCUACGCGUACGUGGCGACGGACGAGUACCCUUUCGUGCCCCCGAUGUUCCGCGGCGUUCCGGUGAAGUACGGGAGCGUGGAUUACCACGACAUGGACGACAGUCGCGACAUUCCGUGCAACUCGCCCGUGCUGUGCCCGAAGGACGUGACCGCGACGGACCACUUCAGCGACGAGGAGCUCGCGGUCGCGAUGACGCACGGCUGGACCAACGUGACGGACUACUACCCGCUGCGGUACGAGGACCACGAUUCGUACCUGAUGCCGUACGUGGUGCCCACAAGCUCGCACAUUUCGUCUUCCGGGGUGUUGUCCACGACGAAAAAUUUGCUCCCCUACCACGGCGAGUCGGUUCCGAGUCCGAUCGACUACUACGUGCUGGGGCAGCAGCUGGAUGACGCGUUCAACCAGCAGUACACGUGGCCCGUGCCGGCGCACAGCGCGGUCACUCUGGCGCUGCUGCCGGACGCGCCGCGGAACGUGCGAAGGGUGUACCCGC